This is a messenger RNA of Penicillium crustosum, 669 nucleotides long. Its product is annotated as ESCRT-III subunit protein SNF7. Gene Ontology annotation, cellular component: cytoplasmic side of plasma membrane; multivesicular body; ESCRT III complex. Lineage: Eukaryota; Fungi; Ascomycota; Eurotiomycetes; Eurotiales; Aspergillaceae. Bases 1 to 669 code for a protein of 222 amino acids. Gene Ontology annotation, biological process: vesicle budding from membrane; late endosome to vacuole transport via multivesicular body sorting pathway. The record is from RefSeq and is a predicted model, not a curated record. The transcript has 4 exons.
AUGUGGUCUUGGUUUGGCGGGGCCGCCGCUCAGAAGCGGAAGGAUGCGCCCAAGAACGCUAUCCUACAGCUGCGCGAGCAGCUAGAUAUGUUGCAGAAGCGCGAGAGGCAUCUCGAGACCCAGAUCUCAGAACAGGAGGCUAUGGCACGGAAGAACGUUAACACAGAUAAGAAUGCCGCCAAGAACGCCCUUCGACGGAAAAAGGUCCACGAGAAGAAUCUCGAGCAGACAACAGCCCAGAUUAUGCAACUUGAGCAGCAGAUAUACUCCAUCGAAGCCGCGAACAUCAACCACGAGACCUUGGCUGCCAUGAAGCAGGCCGGCGCUGCCAUGAAGCAGAUUCAUGGUGGAAUGAAGCUCGAGGAUGUCGACAAGACGAUGGAGGAACUCCAAGACCAGCAUGCGCUCAGCGCCGAGAUCGGAAGCGUCAUUACCAGUUUCCCUAUCGGCGAACAGCCGGACGAGGAAGAGCUCGAUGCCGAAUUGGAGGGUCUGGAGCAGGAAGCUAUGGACGCGAAGAUGCUCCACACCGGGACCGUACCGGUUGGCAGUCAACUGGACCGGUUACCAGCUGCGGGAAAUACAGAUCUCAAACACCCCGCCAAGGCACAAGAAGAAGACGACGAGGAAGCCGAGCUGGCAAAGUUGCGUGCGGAAAUGGCCAUGUGA